This is a messenger RNA of Pocillopora damicornis (cauliflower coral), 3046 nucleotides long. Its product is annotated as guanine nucleotide exchange protein smcr8a. NCBI's taxonomy places the organism in Eukaryota, Metazoa, Cnidaria, Anthozoa, Scleractinia, Pocilloporidae. The record is from RefSeq and is a predicted model, not a curated record. Gene Ontology annotation, molecular function: GTPase activator activity. Gene Ontology annotation, cellular component: guanyl-nucleotide exchange factor complex.
AGCUUGUUUAUGAAUCUCGCAGACAUAUAAUGCACGGUGCCUAUGAAAGAACGUGGAGUGGUGAUACCCAAGGUGUAAUGUCAGGAAUGGCAAGGGGGUUGAAUCUGGAUAAGAUUGCAUUUAAUUUUCGCUACUCAAGCGACAACGUUGCACGUUCGAACCCUUGGCCAAGAACACUUCUGAGCGGAGAUUUCAUUUUGAUUGCUGAGUUCGCCGAGAAUGAGGGACCAAAGCCAGUAAUGACAAUUCCCAAGAAUGCUGGAGAAAAUUUUGACGUGAAUGCCUUUGCUGUUCAUGUAAUGUCAGUAGAUUAUACUCAAUCCAGGGGCAGCAACUUUUCCAUUGUUGAAGACACUCAGCUGUUUUUAACAGAGAGAAAAGAUGGAAUUUAUGCCUAUGUUCACCAUUUUACUCUUUAUGAUAUUCAUGCUCGUGGUUUUGUAAGGCCCUACUGCAUGUGCUACAUUUCACAUUGCAAAAGAAAAAUGUUUUCUUUUCUUGACAGUUUCAUGGAUGAAUUUACCAAGGUGUCCAAGUUAUUUAGGCAUGGUAACAGAAUAACGUUCCUAAGAGACCUAGAAGAACGAUUGUGUGAUGUUUUAGAGUUAAAGGAAAAAAGUAUCUUGGAAAAUUCCUUCUCCAGUUGUCUUCUUGGUCAGAAAUGGAAGGUUACCCAAAUGACUGGAAAAUCAGAGAAGAAGUUGAAUGCUGAAUAUGAGUUGAUAUUGACUGAGACCAAAAAGUUGAUAGAAGUCCUAAGACCACAUAUAGUGAAUGACCCCAGGGUUGAACAUCAAUUUAAAAGGCUUGAAGACUUGGUCCAAGGAAGGACUCGUAGUUUCACUGUUGCUGAUGGUUGUCUUGAAGUAAGACAUGAAUUUAGUGAUCACAAAUUGCCAACCCACAAGCCUACAUUACGAAAAGCUGUCUCACUCCCAGAUAUCAAAUAUCUCCUGAAAGGAUACAAAGAACUGAACCUAAAGCCUAGGUCCUGUUUGCCCACUUAUCUUAAUAGUAUGAAACAGUUACGACAUUUACAUGACCUGUGUGAGUGGGGAGCAAAAGAAGGACUCAGCAGACUUCGACGUGUUUUUAAGCAUUACAACAGAGAAACUGCCGCACUGUUAAUUGAAAAGACGGAAACAAGCCAUCUUGAUCGCUUUCCCGCUCUUCUGACCAUUGGCCGCAGUGUAGUAUCUAACGUUCUUCGAAACAUCGACAUGAAGUGUGUGGACAGCUGCACCACCAGUCGCUCCCCCAUAGAUACUCCAAGUCAAGAGUGUCUUACAAGAAAGUCGUCGUGUGGUAGCUUAGAAAGUAUGCACAGCCUGGAUUCUUUUCAGUCCUGUGUCGAGGACGAGUUCGAAGGAUCCUCGAAGUCAAGUGAUGGAAUCCUUUCACCAUUUACACCAUCCUCUUCAUUCCAUGCUGAUUUGCAAGGAGGAGAAAGAAAUGAAAUUUUCAGUAACAGUACCUCUGAAUCUCUUCUUGCGGAUGACAGUGACGUGAUGUCCACUCAUUCGGAUACAACUCUCACGAGAGCGACCGUUGAGACUGUGUCUCUGGCGGAUUACGCUUUAAUGGGCGAAGAGUUUCUGUCAAAUCUGAGUGGGUCUCCUCUCAGUAGACCAGCAAGUGGUACCACUGAAACAAACGUUGGGAUGCAUUUCAGUCAACUCAGAGGAAAGAGUUUAAGUUUAGAGAGUUUGGCGACGUCGCCGGAUUCAAAGGGUGGCCACCAGAGAAAAAGGAAAAAACUGGAUUUACCGGUUUUGCAGAUUCAAAAUUCACCAUCGCCGCCGAAAACUGAGAGGGUUCCGAUUGUCAACACCCCGAAUGUUCCCUUCAGAAAUGCAAAUGUGAAAAGUAACUUGUUUGGAAAGAAUUCGGUUAGGAGAGUUAAAAGCUUGGAUACCCCACGAACGUCCUUGUGCAGUGGAGAAGAAAAAGUGCUUCAAAAAAGAUCGCGUUAUAACACAAGACCCGAAAUGAUUCGACUCAGGUGUUUUGCAGAAGAAGUUUCCCAGCCGCUAGCAUCGUACACAGGUUCUAACUUGUUAUCCUUGCGAAACAACUUGAGUUUUUGUAUUCACUUGCUGUACGCUCUUCUUUGUGGACGACCAGUGGUGGUCUUUGCCGAACCGAAGAACGAAAGGGAAGCGCGAAUUGUCAUCUCUGCUUUGUGGAUGUUUGUACCAGAAAAUAUGAGUCAUGGAAAGGUCGUGGAUCCUUGGCGGACCAAACCUUUACAGAUUGCUGACCUUGCAUGGUUAAAACUUGUUGGCCUCGCAAAGAGUAAGCAUUUCAACAUGAUUCCCAAAUCUGUGAAGAGGUUUGUUUCUGUUCUCGACCUUGAAACAGAUCGUAUUGUUACACCGCAGUAUAAGGGAUGUUAUAUUCGUCCAAUGUGCAAUAUUAACAACAUGUGGCCAUCAAAUGCAGCGUUAGUGGCAUUUGUCCAUAGCGUCUUCUUGGAGUUAGCGAACAAGGCUUACGUAUAUUACUUUGCUUAUUGCCUCGGAGGACUCCAGUGGUGUUGCUGCAAGAGCAAUCAGCAGUCACAGUCUGGACAGGCGAUCGCUGAUGUGGAUGGUCCUGGGGUGCUGAGCAGACUUAGAGUACAUUUUUCAGACGCCAAAAUAGUUCAGGCGUUGUGAUUAAUAGCUCCAAACGAAAAGCUGUCUUAUAAAAUAAUGACCUACUGGGUCUAAUUAUCAAUUAGCUCUACAGGAGUGCUUUUUUCGUAUGAAAACUAUUUCGAUCAACCGGCAAAACUUGGUUUGGUGCCUUUCUAUUAUCUCGUGCUUUUUUUUGUACAUUCAUGAAUGCUUUGAUAAGUUAUUGUAGAUAUUAGGUAGAAUUUUUAAUUUUUUAAAAUAUCUUUUUAUACUUAAAUUAUGAAAAUCCUAUAUUCUUAGUUCAGAAAGCUAAAAGAUAAAUGAUUACCGAAGAGAAUAUGUAAUAAUAUCUUUGAAAAGUAAAUUUGUGUAAAAUGACGUGCCCUUCGAUUAUAAACCCUUCCUCUAGUCGUUUACGGUCAGUUUAC